Molecule: messenger RNA, 545 nt
Organism: Cuscuta campestris
Lineage: Eukaryota; Viridiplantae; Streptophyta; Magnoliopsida; Solanales; Convolvulaceae
Source: the annotation of a GenBank genome assembly
CGUCGCCGCCCGCCGGAGCACCUCCAUUCUCCUUCCGGACAAGUCGACUCAAUCUGUAGAAGAUGGUGAGAAUCAGUGUGCUGAAUGAUGCGCUCAAGAGCAUGUACAAUGCCGAGAAGAGAGGGAAGCGUCAGGUCAUGAUCAGACCUUCUUCCAAAGUGAUCAUCAAGUUUCUCAUGGUCAUGCAAAAGCAUGGUUACAUUGGCGAGUUUGAAUAUGUUGAUGACCACAGAGCCGGGAAAAUUGUGGUUGAACUCAAUGGAAGGUUGAACAAGUGUGGUGUGAUCAGUCCUCGUUUUGAUGUUGGGGUUAAGGAUAUCGAAGGAUGGACUGCAAGGUUGCUUCCUUCAAGACAGUUCGGCUACAUUGUGCUGACUACCUCUGCGGGCAUCAUGGACCACGACGAAGCAAGGCGCAAGAAUGUUGGUGGGAAAGUUCUCGAUUUCUUUUAUUAGAAGGCUUGUUUUGUUUACCCAGAACCAGUUAUUUAUGUACCUUUGUCAAUUUAUGAUCUACACUUCAGAUUAGCUCUCUGUUUGUUUUGA